Exophiala spinifera is the source of this 1023-nucleotide messenger RNA. RefSeq lists its product as uncharacterized. Bases 1 to 1023 code for a protein of 340 amino acids. Lineage: Eukaryota; Fungi; Ascomycota; Eurotiomycetes; Chaetothyriales; Herpotrichiellaceae. The transcript has 2 exons. The record is from RefSeq and is a predicted model, not a curated record. Gene Ontology annotation, molecular function: oxidoreductase activity, acting on NAD(P)H.
AUGAAGGCUAUAGUUACGCAGGGCGAGUCCGGCAAAGCAUCGGUGACCGAUCGACCAUACCCUAAGCCUCGAUCCGGUUAUGUUCUGGUUGAUGUCAAGGUUGUCGCACUUAAUCCGACAGACUGGAAGCAUAUCGACUACGAAAAUUCGAAGAAUUGCCUGAGCGGGUGUGAUUAUGCAGGAAUUGUCGCAGAGACAGGCACUGGCUACUCAAAGGACUGGAAAGUCGGAGACCGCAUUUGCGGGUUUGUUUUUGGAGGAAAUGUCCUCCAGCCCGAAGAUGGUGCCUUCGCGGAACGCAUUGCGGUCAAGGCAGACGUCCAAAUACGCAUCCCCGACAGCAUCUCCUUCGAAGAAGCUUCCACCUUGGGCGUAGGGAUCGUCACUUGUGGCCAAGGUCUUUUCCAGCAGAUGAGCCUCGACCCUCCGAGCAAGCCGAAUAGCAAAGGUGAGUAUGUCCUCAUCUAUGGGGGCAGCUCUGCGACAGGAAGUUUAGGUAUCCAAUUUGCCAAACUGGCUGGGUAUACACCGAUUACCACUUGCUCUCCGCAGAAUUUCAGCUUUGUCAAGUCUCUUGGGGCGGCAGAAUCGUUCGAUUAUAGGGACCCUGAUUGCGCGAAGAAGAUUAGAGAGUACACCAACGACAGCCUCAAGUACGUCUGGGAUACGAUCUCGCUUCCUAACACAGCUCAGAUCUGUGCGGACGCAAUCGGUCCUGCUGGUGGUGUAUACGGCACGGUGCUGGACAUCCAGUCUCCCCGAAGCGACGUGGUAACCACCGUUUCCAUGGGAUAUACCGCAACAGGUGAACCGGUCAAGAAAUGGGGUUGGGACGUCACGGACACCAAGGAAGAUUUCGAGUUUAUGAAGAAAUGGAUUGCAGAGGUUGAACCGAUGUUGGCACAAGGAAGGGUGAAGGUUCAUCCACCCAAGGUUGGCAAGGGAUUGGAGCAUGUUCUUGAGGGUCUCGAUUUGUUGAGACACGACAAAGUCAGCGGGCAGAAGCUGGUCUACGUACUGUGA